This is a messenger RNA of Pisolithus orientalis, 2470 nucleotides long. RefSeq lists its product as uncharacterized. The record is from RefSeq and is a predicted model, not a curated record. The transcript is spliced from 3 exons. The coding region runs from base 62 to 2149 and encodes 695 amino acids. Lineage: Eukaryota; Fungi; Basidiomycota; Agaricomycetes; Boletales; Pisolithaceae.
CCCUACAUGUGCGUGUCCUCCCCACACAAUCGUUGUUCUCUCACUGCAACGACCAGCGCACAUGCCAGCUCACGCCGCCGCUGUGGUUGUUGCCGUCGUCGCCGGUGUAGCAGCGCUAGCUGCUUUCCAUCAUUUUGUCUACGAACCUCACAUCGCACCUACUCUCGAAGCAUGGGCGGAAGAUUUCGUCGCCCGCAGACGCGCUGCACGAGGCGCUGUUCCCAUUCCUACUCCUACCCGACGGCGACGACGACGACGACAGCACUCACCCUCGUCCUCGUCGUCACCGAACUCCCGCAAUUCAUCUCCUGCUACAUCAGGCGCUCACGGGUCACCCCGGGUCGACCCAUCUGCCACCCGUACUCGUAGAGCUACCCGUAGGACUACUAGAACUCGUGGCAGAACCGGUCGAAGUUUCGACGAUGCUGAAUCUUACGAGCUAGAAGGUCUCAUUGCUAACGAUGUAGAGGAGUGGAGGAACGAGGUUAGGCGCAGUCAGGGCGAGGCUGGGUUACGCCGUCGUCGUGGAUUCGGGCUUGGUGGACGAAUGAACAAUCCUAGCGAUCAUGACUUCGAUCAUAUGAGCACGACACUCGACGAGUCAUUCACGGAACUUACGCAUACACCCAUCGCCCCCACACACGUUAUCUCCAAUGUAUCCUCACCUAUCUCUUCCGAUACGUUGUCCCUUCCAUCAGUCCCGCACUCUCCAGCACCCGCCAACCUGAGCAUCAGAAACAGGUCAGGCUCAACUACGACCAUCACCGCUACUGCCAUACAGGGACAAGAGCUCCACGCCUCCCAACGGACCGAGACCUUGGCGACAUCUUUGUCUCCUUCUGUUGUUGUGUUGCCAAAGUCGCCUGAUGAAACCACCGAACCCGAUACAGACACUCUCCCACCGUCGUCACUCACCUCUCCGCGUCUGAUCACGAUCCCUCCAAUCGCCACCCCUCCGAGUGCUUUCGGUUCGCCACCUGUACUGCGAUCAUGCCCAGGUUACACCACCGUAGAACGAGACGAUGAUUCUCCAUUUGGACCACUUCUUCCUGAUACGCCUCGAUCAAGCCCAGCUCUGUACGCUGGCAGGCCCUUCUCCCCGAUUGUUAGAUUGCCGGGGUCUGCGUCGUCGCCCACGGCGCCAGGCAUUGAGAUCGCCAACGCUCCCCCAUUUUCAAGGGGUUCUUCUUUUGGACGGAGGGGAAGCGCACUUGUACAUGAAAUUUCCCGUGCAGAAGAAAAUGGUACCACAGCCAACAUUGAAAGUCCUUUAUCCAACAAUAAUGCCCAACCCGGCCGCGGCAGCACGCCCGUCCACAGUCCCAUCCGUAGUCCACGCCAUAACUCAAGCCCAGGACGCCAAGCCCCCAACACGGUAGUACAACCAUUGGACCCCGACUAUACUGAUCCUAACAGUAGCGUCGCCUCUCUGUCCCUACGGUACCCUGUACCACCGACGUCGCCAGUGAUGGUAUCCCCACCCCCGUCGGAGGGUGUAAGGUCAUGGUCCAGUCCGUCUUCUCCUCGGAGUUCGAUGUCCCCGCCCACCUCAGAGGAGCUGAGGUCGCUAUCGAGUUUGUCGUCGAAGGGAUCGGUGUCGCCUGAAUGGGCAUCCUCACCUGUGUUUGCGUCGCCUGAGCUGGUACUAUCCUCUGGGUCAACUUCGCCAGUGUUGGUGCCCUCGUCGCCUGUGGCGAUUCCGUCAUCUUCCCUACCCGGGUCGGCGUCGGUUGUAGCAGGAUUAAGCUCGUCCGCAUCAACUUUACGUGUCCCAAAACCCUCGACGGCCGAACCAAGAUCAGGGUUGGAAGGGUCUUCACCCAUACCAUCCUCGCCCACGACCUCGUUUGCAUCGUUUGCGUCGUUUGCCACGCCCGCAUCUGUCGUGCGCACUGUCUCUGCGGUUUCGGACGACAGAGAUAUAGAUUUCUUGUCUGCGGCAGACAGUGAUGGUGAAGAUGAUGACGAGGGGAGGAUGAAGAAUACGACUUCACGUGUUCCCCUCCCUGACAGGGCUUACAACCCAUUCUUGGACCACGAAGAAGUCUUUGAGGUCGGAAGCGAUGGAUCGGACGGCGAUGAUCAUCGAAGUGAUGAGAGUGGUUCGGAUGGGUCGUGGGGCUCACAUGGGAGUGCUGAGUUGCACUGAGCACAGCGCCCUCCGUCCGUCUCGAUUGUAAAAUUGGUUUGUCAUUGGAGGGAACUUGGAUGGCAUUGUGGAUUAUGUAAACUCUGUUUCCGUUUGGAUGUUUUUUUUGGUGACGGUGUACGAUGAAGGUGAGAUCUAUUGGAAUGUUGGGCGUAUAUACACGUAGUUCUGCUGCUACAAACCGUUGGGUGUGUCCAAGUACUUCAAGUGCUUGAUAUGUAUAGUGUCGGAACCAAAUCAGGGAAGGGUUUGGGGAGGUAUGUACAAACAUUAGCAAAUACGUGCUAAAGGCGUUACGGAGAUUACGACAUGUAGUGUAGA